AAUUUUUGCUGUCGAUUACCUUUUUCCAACUCGUCUCCUUCCUCUUGUUUUGUUUUUGUUUUUUUUCGUUUCUUAAGUGUUUGCCUUAUUAUUAAACAAGAAAUGUCAUCAUCUCUCUCCCUCUUUCCUCUCUCGUUGGACAAUCUAAUUUCAUAAAUCCCGUUCAAAUCUUCCCUCAACCCUCUCCUCCUCCGCCAUGGCCCAUUAUCACCGGCGGGAGUCCUUCUCGGUAACUAUUUCCAACAUGGGAAGUGGUUCCGCGGUGGUUUGUCCUAAUACCGACCUUCUUUGGCCAUUCGGGAAGCUUGACGGGCUAGACCGGGAGGAUAUCCGUGAGACCGCUUAUGAGAUCUUCUUCACGGCUUGUCGGUCAUCACCCGGUUUUGGAGGUAGGACUGCUCUCACGUUCUACUCUACGCACAACAACAAUGACCAUCAUGGGGAAGGAGGAGGAGGAACAGCACCAGGCGGCUCACCUGGUGUUGGGUCUGGUUCUGGGUCUGGGUUUGGGUUUUCAGGGAGGAAAGAGGUGGUGACAACCCCGACAAGCCGGGUGAAACGAGCUCUAGGGUUGAAGAUGCUUAAACGGUCUCCGACUAGGCGAAUGUCAACAAUAGGUUCCGCCGGAGGUGCCGGGGCAAGUUCUCUGUCCCCUGGUAGUGGCUCAGGGCAUAUUAGCCCUGGAGCCGGGUUCUUGACGGUCCAGCCUUCUCGGCCUAGAAGACCGUUAACUUCGGCGGAGAUCAUGAGGCAACAAAUGAGGGUUACAGAACAGAGUGAUGGCCGGCUUCGAAAAACCCUAUUGAGAACGCUUGUUGGCCAAACGGGUAGACGAGCAGAGACGAUAAUCUUGCCGUUAGAGCUUCUCCGGCACUUGAAACAAUCAGAGUUUGGCGAUGUGAAUGAGUACCAGCUCUGGCAAAGAAGACAACUCAAAGUCCUUGAAGCUGGCCUUCUCCUUCACCCAUCGAUUCCUCUAGACAAAACCAACAACUACGCUAUGCGUUUAAGGGAGGUCGUUAGACAAAGCGAGAACAAACCCAUUGACACAAGCAAAAACUCAGACACAAUGAGAACACUCUGCAACGUUGUCGUGUCUUUAUCUUGGCGCAGCACAAACGGAAACCCGACCGAUGUUUGCCACUGGGCUGAUGGUUACCCUCUCAACGUUCAUCUUUAUGUAGCGUUGCUGCAGUCGAUAUUCGAUGUUAGAGACGAGACAUUGGUGCUUGACGAGAUCGAUGAGCUUCUGGAGCUAAUGAAGAAGACUUGGUCAACACUAGGGAUCACAAGACCGGUGCACAAUCUAUGUUUCACUUGGGUUUUGUUUCAUCAGUACGUCGUGACGUCACAAAUGGAACCCGACUUGCUCGGUGCAUCCCAUGCUAUGCUGGCUGAAGUUGCUAAUGACGCCAAGAAACUUGACCGUGAAGCUCUUUAUGUAAAACUAUUGACCUCGACAUUGGCCUCUAUGCAAGGAUGGACCGAGAAAAGGUUGUUGAGCUACCAUGAUUAUUUCCAAAGAGGAAAUGUGGGGUUGAUAGAGAAUCUUCUCCCAUUGGCAUUAUCAUCAUCAAGAAUCUUGGGAGAGGAUGUGACAAUUUCUCAAGGGAAAGGACAAGAAAAAGGCGAUGUGAAAUUGAUUGAUUAUUCAGGAGAUCGCGUCGACUAUUACAUAAGAGCGUCUAUUAAAAACGCAUUUUCUAAGCUCGAGAAAGUUUUGGUGCAGAUGGUGGCUGAAGAUUCUGAAGAAUUCGAUGACGGUGGAAAAGGGCUUGUUCGAGAGAUGGUUCCUUAUGAAGUCGACUCGAUAAUACUGCGGCUUAUAAGACAAUGGAUCGAAGAGAAGCUGAAAAGUCUUCAAGAGUGUUUGUUUAGAGCAAAAGAAACUGAAACAUGGAACCCGAAAUCCAAAUCGGAACCUUAUGCACAAUCUGCAGGAGAAUUGAUGAAGCUAGCGAAGGAUAUAAUCGAUGAGUUUUUCGAAAUCCCUAUCGGUAUUACAGAGGAUUUGGUUCAUGAUCUUGCUGAAGGAUUAGAACAAAUUUUUCAAGAAUACACUACCUUCGUCGCAUCUUGUGGAUCUAGACAAAGUUACAUCCCUACGUUACCUCCUCUUACAAGAUGCAACAGAGAUUCAAGAUUCGUUAAACUAUGGAAGAGAGCCACGCCGUGUGCCGCCUCCGGAGAAAAUUUCAGCCACACCGCACCCGCGAUUUCCGACGCCCACCAUCCGCGACCGUCCACGAGCCGCGGGACGCAGCGUCUGUACAUUCGUCUCAACACAUUGCAUUUCCUAAGCUCUCAUAUCCACUCACUGAACAAAACACUCGCUUUAAACCCGAAGGUACUUCCCGCAACCCGAAAACGCUACCGCCACCGAAACAACAACUCCUCUUCUUACUUCGACUUCACCUACGCCGGAAUCGAAUCCGCUUGCCAGCACGUUUCCGAAGUCGCGGCUUACCGACUGAUCUUCCUCGACUCGAACUCUGUUUUCUACGAGAGUCUUUACAUCGGAGAGGUCGCGAACUCGAGGAUCAGGCCGGCUUUACGGAUCAUGAAACAGAACUUAACGUUAAUGUCAGCGAUUCUCGCGGAUCGAGCUCAAGCACUAGCGAUGAGGGAAGUCAUGAAGUCGUCUUUCGAAGCGUUCUUGAUGGUCUUGCUCGCUGGUGGCUACUCGCGAGUGUUUUACAGAGCGGAUCACAGUCUGAUCGAAGAAGAUUUCGAGAACUUGAAAAGGGUUUUUUGCACUUGCGGCGAAGGGUUGAUACCGGAGGAUGUUGUGGACAGAGACGCAGAGACCGUGGAAGGAGUGAUUCAGCUAAUGAGCCAACCUACGGAACAACUUAUGGAAGAUUUUAGCAUCGUGACGUGCGAAACAAGCGGAAUCGGGAUGGUUGGAUCCGGACAGAAGCUACCGAUGCCUCCGACCACAGGAAGGUGGAACCGUUCGGAUCCGAACACUAUCUUGAGGGUUCUUUGUCAUAGAAACGACCGUGUUGCUAAUCAGUUUCUCAAGAAAUCGUUUCAGUUGCCUAAACGGAGGUAAAUAGCAAAAAGGAGAAAGACAAAAAAAAAAGUAAAAAGAAAAUUCAAACUCAAAAAGAAGGAAAAACAAAAUAAUGCUGUUAGUAAGAGACAUGAACUUGGUUCGUUGUGUAAAGAGCUUGCAAAUAUGAUUUUCUUUUGAGUUUUGGUGCUUAUUUGUAAUAAAAAAAAUCUUUUUUGAUUUCUUCUUUGUUGUUACAGAGGUUGAAGCGAGUUUGUUUGUUAUUUCCGACGAUGAAUAUUGUUCAUUAUUUUUUUAGAUGUGUUUAUAAAUAGAAGUCUUAUUUGUUUUCGAUUAACGGGCUUAAAGCCCAAAUUCAUAUGAAG
Messenger RNA from Thlaspi arvense, 3381 nucleotides. NCBI's taxonomy places the organism in Eukaryota, Viridiplantae, Streptophyta, Magnoliopsida, Brassicales, Brassicaceae. The record is from the annotation of a GenBank genome assembly.